Molecule: messenger RNA, 2976 nt
Organism: Scomber japonicus (chub mackerel)
Lineage: Eukaryota; Metazoa; Chordata; Actinopteri; Scombriformes; Scombridae
Product: protocadherin-10-like
Exons: 4
Coding region: 1-2976 (991 amino acids)
Biological process (GO): homophilic cell-cell adhesion
Cellular component (GO): plasma membrane
Molecular function (GO): calcium ion binding
Source: RefSeq, a predicted model, not a curated record
AUGGACACUCAAGGGGCGAAGAAAAGACUCUGUGGGAGAUGGCAUGCAGUGUGCCGUUUUGCGCUGUUCACUUGUUUCCUGGAUACAGUCUGGGGACAGAUUCGUUACUCAAUCCCAGAGGAACUGGAGCAUGGAGCUUUUGUUGGCAAUAUUGCAGAGGACCUGGGCUUGGAUUUGGACAAGCUCUCUGCGCGCAGAUUCCGGAUAGUCUCAGGUGCCAAGAAGCAAUAUGUGGAGGUAAAUUUAGAAAAUGGAGUUCUGUUUGUCAACGAAAGAAUUGACCGUGAAGAACUAUGUGAGCAGAGUUUGUCUUGCUCUUUUCACUUGCAAGUGGUCAUAGAAAACCCUCUGGAGCUAUACAGGGUAGAAAUGGAAAUUUUGGACGUGAAUGAUAACUCUCCCAGUUUCCCGUGGACAGAAUUUAAUCUGGACAUAUCAGAGUCUGCUGCGCCAGGUUCCCGUUUCCCACUUGAGAGCGCACAGGAUUUGGACGUGGGGUCCAAUUCGCUCCGCACCUAUUUGCUGAGCGUAAAUGAGCAUUUCCUUUUAGAUAUACAGACGCGCAGUGAUGGUAGUAAAUUUGCAGAGCUAGUCCUACAAAGCCCGCUGGACAGAGAGCAGCAAAGUGCGCAUCAAAUGGUCCUAACAGCUGUGGAUGGAGGUGCGCCGGAGAGAUCUGGCACUGCGCAAAUUGAUAUUACCGUUUUAGAUGCAAAUGAUAACGCACCUGUGUUUGAUCAGUCGUUUUACAGAGUGAGGCUUGCUGAAAACGCACCAAAAGGCACAGUUGUCAUAAAACUCAAUGCGUCGGAUUUAGAUGAGGGACCCAAUGCUGAUAUCACUUAUUCAUUCAGUGGCCACGCUCCCAUCAAAGUGCGCCAGCUUUUCAGUGUAGACUCGCGCACAGGGGAAAUCAAAGUCAAAGGAGUCAUAGAUUAUGAAAAGGCCAGGAUGCAUGAGAUUUACGUCCAGGCUAAAGAUAAAGGUCCAUCCGCUGUAGCAGUUCACUGCAAAGUACUAGUGAACAUUUUGGAUAAAAACGACAACCUUCCAGAAGUGAUUUUGACAUCAGUGUCCACACCUGUGCAGGAGGACGCACCUCCGGGAACGGUGAUAGCUGUCAUCAGCGUAAUGGACAAAGACUCAGGGGAGAACGGGAACGUGGAUUGUGAGAUUCCCCAUCAAGUCCCAUUCCAGCUCCACUCAUCCUUUAAGAACUACUAUACAUUGGUAACUUGUGAUUUUUUGGACAGGGAGGCAGUGGCAGAGUACAACAUUACUCUCACAGCCCGAGAUAUGGGCUCCCCACCUUUAUUCACUAGGAAAACUAUUUUGGUUCAAGUGUCUGAUGUGAACGAUAACGCGCCUCACUUCAAACAGCCCUCCUAUACUGUAUAUUUAACCGAGAAUAACGCGCCAGGGGCAUCCAUUUGCUCGGUGACCGCACUGGAUCCCGAUUACGGUCAAAACGCAUACCUCUCCUAUUCUAUAUUGGAUGGUGACAUACAAGGAAUGUCAGUGUCCACAUAUGUGUCCAUCAACUCAGACAGCGGCAACCUUUACGCGCUGCGAUCCUUUGACCACGAACAGCUUAAAAACUUUCAGAUCAUAGUUAAAGCCCAAGACGCCGGUUUUCCGCCUCUGAGCAGCAACGUUUCAGUGACCAUCUUUAUUUUGGACCAAAACGACAAUGAACCCGUUAUUGUGUCACCAGUUCCACAAAAUGGCACGGUACCGACCGAAGCAGUGCCCAGAUCAGUUGACGCUGGUUAUCUUAUCACAAAAAUCAACGCUGUGGAUGCAGACGCAGGUCAAAACUCGCGUCUUUUUUAUCAAAUGCUCCAAGCAACAGACCCGAGCUUGUUUAGCAUUGCUCUGUACACGGGAGAAAUCAGGACAAUACGCCAGUUAGUGGAAAAAGACCCCAUAAGGCACAGACUGGUCAUUCUGGUGAAGGACAAUGGUCAGCCACCCCUUUCGGCCACAGUUUCCAUCAUCCUGUCAGUGGUUGACAGCCUGCCAGAUACACAGCCCGAUUUGGGUGACCUGUCACUAAGCCCACAUCACAACUCCAACUUCACCCUGUACUUAAUCGUGUCUCUGGGCGCAAUCUCCUUCACAUUUCUGGUGGCUAUAAUUGUCCUGGUUGCAGUGAGGAGAUUGAAGGGCAGACCGUCCAACAGCGAGUCCAACUUCCUCUCCAUUAGUGAGUGUUGCUGCUGCUGCUCACGCUCAGAAACAUCUACAGCCACAGAGGUUUUCAAAAAGACCAAUUUAAAUGUUCGGAUGUCCGGAGGCGCGUCCGGCUGCGCAGAGGCAAACAGCAGCACCCCACUUCCUCAGGUCUAUUGCUAUAAAAUGUGUCUGACACCGGAAUUAUCUAAAAGUGACUUCAUGUUCCUCAAGCCUUGCAGUCCGGUAAUGUCAGUUCAACAGAAUAAUGCCAAAAGCACAGACUACCUGACAUCUGGCUGGAGCGCACUGGACCGUAAUGAGCUGACCAACAACAGAGCUGCAACUCCAAACGAGCUGAAGUAUUCCAACAAGGACCUCACCUGGACUAAGAACCAACGCAACUCAGCAUACAAGAGGUAUAGUUCAGCAAAUAUGGAGGGUACACUUUCACGUCAACAGAAAUAUGAUGCUGAUGGGUUUUCCUGCUCAGUGGCACCACAGUACUGGACUUGGGGAAACCAUAUGAAAGACUGCAAGAUGUCUCUUCAAGAGGGAGUAGUACCUAACUACUCAUGGACUCCAAAGUACACUCAGCCUCAAUGUGAUCCACCAGACUACCAGCACAAUGUAUAUAUUCCUGGCACCACAUCUGGCUACAGCACUCUGAAGCUCACACCCAGAGGUGAACUGGAUGUGUAUAACACCUUUUCUACUUUUGGGAAGAAAAAGAAAUUCAUCUCAAGCUACGAACAGUCUUUUGACAAUGACGAUGGUCUCAUAAGCAAUGAUAUCUUUAAAUGA